GACCGCGCCGGUCGCAAACAGCGCGCACACAUUGUUUUGGAGGCACUGCCCUUAACACGCUUUUUUCUUCGGUCCCGUUUCGGUAUCGGCGGCAAGACCUCGUUCCUCGCACGUGCGGAAGCGAUCGCCAAGGAGAGGGAGAGAAAAGCGAACAGCGUACAUCGGCGGACAAAUUUCGCGAGCGCGCGGCGCCGCCAGUGCAAGUGUGACUUUCGCUUUUAUCGCACGUGCUCGAACCACCGCUUCAGCGGCAUCACCGCCCGCCUUCUCUCGCUGAUCUGGAAACCGCGUGCCACCAGUCCCUGCCACCCAGCCCUCCUCUCGUAGGCCUCUCCCGUAGGAACAAGCCUGUGCGACCCGCCAACCGCAUUAUCGCCUCCGGCACUCUCCGACCUCGGCUCGAAAAAAAAAAAUCGGCUCCUGAUUCGGCCACUACGUACCAAGGCUCAGCCUCCGCGAUGACCCUCACGUACCUGUGCCUGGUCACCUCAAUGCUGGUGCUCUUGCUGGCGCCGUCAUGGGCGGAUGCUCAGCCGCCCCGCUGCCGCGCACUGUGCCAGAAGGACCCUGGCGAAGACGCCUGCGAGCGCUGCCGGCUGAGAACCUUCAUGCGCUUCGGCAAGAGAGACUCGUCCCGAGCCAUCGCCCUCAUCCGAGAACCCGUGCUCGACGUCCAGUCCGUGCUGCUCGACGACGAUGACGACCGCCCCGCCAGGGCGUCCGGCGCCGUCGGCGGCGGAAGCUCGUCCUCUCGCGAGCAGCUGCUCCUGGAGCAGCCGGCACCCGCUGCCCGGCCCAGCCGGGACCGCUACGGCCUGCUGCUCAGGACCAUACGGGACGUCCGGGGACGGAGCGCGGACUAAGGAAACUGAGAAAAAAAAAAAAGAAGGGUGUGGCUCCGAUGCAAAUUGCCAUUGUUCCAGCUGUCGCCGGAACCUUCCUCUCUGAGCCUCACCCCACUCCAGACCCCGAAACGAAGCCCCGCCCCCAACUAUCGCGAGACGCUAUACAGAAGCGACGCGACGCGUUCGCUGAGCCCUUGAAUCAACUCGCAAGGCGACCCGUUAUUCUAUAAAAGGAGGGCUUGGCCCUCGCUGCCAGGAGUCACGAGCCGAUGGCGCAGCUUCGGCUUUAGUGCUCUUGCCCGCUGUCUCAGCUGUCAUUGUGUUGCUACGGGGCGCUCUUCUGUCGCUCUUGGCGAGAUGUGCGAGAGGAGCCAGUUAGCGAUGUUUUCAGCUGUACGAAGUCGUUUGUCCAGAAACCAAAGCACGAUGUCUUUUGACGAUGUCCUUUGAGUUGUGUUUUCUCGUUGGUUUGUCCUCUUUCUUCGCUACAGUGUGAUUGACCUGUACGUAAGCGAAUAUUUUACCGCGUGCGGCUAAUCAUUUUGCGCAGGAGUUCAUAAAUGAAGUAAUAAGCAAGUGAAGUUUUGAUCUCGUUGAUGGGUCGAGAUAAACAUCAGCCAUGCUAAUAACAUUGUCGUCAAGGCAUCGCACAAGAUUGACAAUGCAUGAGGAUCUCUAUUCUGCCAAAGCAAUCAUUUUAAGAACUGUCAAAAGCUUAUGAAAAAAUGAAAGGUUGUUUGGUAAUCAAUGUGAUUGUGAAGUCACUGGCCAUGCUCGUACAGAUGUGCUAUCAGCAUACGAUAUGCAACCUUUUGUCAAUAAUUGAAGUUUGUUGAAGUUUAUCUGCAAGUGUUCUGCAAAAUGUCAUAUUCACAGCGGGAGAUGUGUGCAUUAUAAUGUUUGAGGAACUUUUGAGACACAUACGCAGGCCUGCCAACUGGGCAGAUGCCUCUCAGAUGCUCGUGAUGAAUUGAACUGUGGCAUCUCAACGAAGUUGUUCUAUGAGCAGUUUUCGGGUGAUGAGGUCUGUAUGACAGGAUCUGGGGGGGAAAUGUUCUGGUGUGUUGAAUGGUGACGCGACUUAUACUUUUUUUUUUUCAGGGCAAUAUGCCUAGCUGAUUACGGUAAUUGCAGAAAUUGAAAGUGUUUUCUUUUACACAUUAGGGUCCCCCGAUGGAGGAAUGCCGAUAAUUUGGUGCACACAUUUACCUUUAUUUUUCCAUCUCACAUUUUCUCAUAUGAAUGGUAAGCAGGUGGCAAAGCGAACUUGAUCGUUGAGUAUCUUCUUUUGCUUCAUGAGUUGAGUCACGGGUGAGGAAGUAAUAAUGCACUUUGUUCAUUCGUAGUGUGCGUCCGCGUUGUACGUUGAAUUUUGCAAUAAGCACACAGUAUUGUCAACAGAUUUCAACAUGCGUGCCAUAUACCGCAGUGCUGUGAUGGGGUUUAUUUUUGCAAAAAGCGAUAUUAGAAUAAAGAUGUGAAAAAGACGCGAAAAUGUUUGUUCUGCGGUGGUGAAGACUGUUCAUAUUCUAUCUUUGAAACUCGACUUUCGAGCAUAAGCGCUUGAAUGGUUCAUGGAGAUAAAUAGUGCAGCAGACAACAGAAAUGGAGCACGUACAAUUUUAUUGUUCGCUUGCUGCAUACUGAUUUUACAGAGAUCCAUUAUUUAUUUAGUCUGUAGUUAGUGUAUUUAUAUAUCUAUUCUAUCCGUGUAGCGGAUUAGUUCAUCGUAACUUAUUUAUCAUUGUAUUUUUUCUUAUUGAGUUGCUUGUACGCGAACGUAGUCAAGAGACGUAUUAAAAACGAGUGGGGAUAUUAUCUUAAUUUUUCCGUCUCAUGUCACAAACUGGAGACACAUGCCACCGUCGUUAGAAGAAAGGGGGAGAUCGGAGCUGCUCUAUUGGAUUCUAACAGUUGUUACACUUGUCAGCUUUUUGUUGCGGAUGCCAUGUCGUCCCAAGAGUUAGUGAUGAAAUUACAAGAUUCUCAGCUUUUCUUGGGAUAAUAUCUUGAGCUCUGUGUAAUAACUGUUGGAUAAGGGCGCAACAUGGUUACGCGUGCCCGGUAUCGUUAGAUGUGCCGCCAGCAAUAUUGCACUGAUCUAUUGAAUUCCCAUGAACCACAGAAAUACCGCUGCCGAAAGCAAUAUUGAAUAACGUCUUUGGACAAACAAGAUGUUUACACACUCUCUGAUCUCACGCAAGAAGGGCUUCAUUUAGACGUUAAGAAUAGGGCACUGCUUACAGUCAGGAAUCAACACAUUAUGUACCAGUAACUAAUAUUUAGGGUCAGUGUGCGGCCAUGUGUAUUUCAUUCAUAACACAAACAUUUGCUUAAUUCACAAGAAAAUUUCGGCUAAAGUAAAUUAUGAAGCUCUUCCUGAACAUGAUGUGACAAGUGAUGGGAAUAACAUGGCGGAGAAGCUCGUUUCCUCGCGACUCUUUAUCUCGCCAUUGUUUGAGUACUUUGCUGGUUUGUACGAGAAAAACAACUUAUUUAUGAAUUGUGUACAUAGUUAUUUAUUUACGUGUUGUUUCUGUCACAUCCAAUGCUUUUCGCGUUGGCUAUUUAUUGGACGAUGUGAGCCUGGAGCAAUGUCGUGUCUCUAGUGUCUUUCAACGUGAAGGUGGCAUCGUUGCUGGGAGCCUCACGGCACGUUUAUAGUGAUUUAUGCCAAGUUUCGCCUUGCAGUAGCCAAUAUUCGGCACACGCCGAUCGUUGCUGGGCCAAUAGCUGCAGCAGCGAAAAUGUAUUCUGUCAUGUCGGCAGAUGAUAUUGUAUUGAACUGAACGUUGCAAAUGAAUGAAUGAAAAAAAGUACGCACUAUGUCAGUGCGACACAAGAUUCUCUUUUUUAUUUUGUUCUCAAGCUUUAUUUAUUUCAUCGCCGAGACGGAGACUAGAAAUACAUGAAUAAAAACACCCUUUAUUCUGGUCAA
Molecule: messenger RNA, 3783 nt
Organism: Dermacentor andersoni
Lineage: Eukaryota; Metazoa; Arthropoda; Arachnida; Ixodida; Ixodidae
Source: RefSeq, a predicted model, not a curated record